Messenger RNA from Monodelphis domestica (gray short-tailed opossum), 16509 nucleotides. Lineage: Eukaryota; Metazoa; Chordata; Mammalia; Didelphimorphia; Didelphidae. The record is from RefSeq and is a predicted model, not a curated record.
ACACUCACUGGGAGGUAGAAAAACAGAUGGGAGAGACAGUUUCCAGGAUGAGUUGUCAGUUGCUGGCCUCUGGUGGUAUCUAGGGGUCAGGUCCAAUCUGGGACUGCUCAGAUGCUGCAGGGGAGGCGGGGCUGAGAUGAGAAUAAAGGCCUCCUUAGCUCCAAGGGCUCUAACACUUUCUGACCAACCUGGAAAGGAAUUCUGGCGAGUGAUCUGGGAGACAGGAGAGGUAGAGGAGAGGGUGCCCGCACAGACAGACAGAUAGACAAGCUGGGAUUUCAGGGGAGGUAGGCAAUGGCCUUGAGAUCAGAGGUAAGGGUCCAUUGAAUCUGCUCAUCUAUCUAGCAGUUCUCAGGGUCUUAGCUCCUCUUUCCCUCCAUAUGUUUCCUAUUGUCUUUUGCAGGCCAUCUCAGGAAGAUCAGGUACCAUGCUGCUCCCAGCCCUGCUCUGCUUCUGGGCAAUUUGGGCCUGGGCUGAUGGGAGGUGGUGCCAGCAGACAGAGACUGUCCAGGCAGAGGAGGUGGUGACUCCUCGGCAGGAAGAGCUGGUGGCCUGUAGCAGUCUCUACCAUUAUGUUCAUCGGGGCUGGCAGCUCGACCUGGCCAGAAGCAGGCUCACAAGCUCCUCAACUCCUACUCUCUGCCCAGUCUACAAGCCUCCUGAUAUACGACUGGUAGCCUGGAACCGGACUGUGAGGGCCUGUUGCCCAGGCUGGAGAGGUCCCCAUUGCACUCUAGGUCCUGGCACCAAGGACCACUGUUUUGCCACAUGGCAAUGCCAAGUAGGACCAGAUUUAUUGAAUGCCUCAGUAGGCAGCUUAGAAGAGUGUUGUGCUCAGCCCUGGGGGCGCAGCUGGUGGAAUGAUAGUUCUGAACAUUGCCUCACUUGUUCUUCCUGGCCUGUAACAGGCAAUCAUCCAUCCCCAGCCCUCUUACAGCCCUCUCCUGGCAUCGUGGGCCACCUCCGGAGCCAGCGACGGGGCCUCUCAGCCACCUGUACCACUUGGUCAGGCUUCCACUACCGGACCUUUGACGGGCAUCACUACCACUUCCUGGGCCGAUGCACCUACCUGCUGGCGGGAGAUGCCGAGGCCACCUGGGCUGUUUACCUCCUUCCUGGCGAGCGCUGCCCUCGGCCUGAUCACUGCCAGCCGACGGUCCGUGUUCUGAUGGGCCAGGAUGAGGUGCUGUUCCAGGGCUCCAGAGUUUCAGUGAACGGAGUGCCAGUGCCAGAGGGGGAGCCCCUACUACAGCAUGGGCUGAGCCUACAGUGGCCAGGGGACUGGUCGGUGCUGUCUGGUGGUCUGGGUGUGGUGGUGAGGAUGGACAGGGCUGGUUCUAUCUCACUCACUGUUGACCAUGAGCUCCAAGGGCAGACUCGAGGACUCUGCGGCCUCUAUAAUGGUCGGCCUGAGGAUGAUUUUCUGGAUCCUGAUGGGGGGCAGGCUGUAUUAGCUGCUACAUUUGGUAAUUCCUGGAAGUCCCCUGACUCAGAGCCUGGAUGCCUAGAUGCAAUGGAAGUGGCUCCAGGAUGCAAGGGUUCUACUGGAGAUCAAGGGGCUGGCGUGGGUGCAGGGGUGCUGCAGGCUGAAGCUCAAGACAUCUGCCACCCGCUGCUGGACGGUGUCUUCAGAGAAUGUCAUGCCCAGAUUCCUCCCAGUGGGUUCCACGACGCUUGCCUCUUUGCCUACUGCUCGGCUAGUGGUGGACAGGCGGAGAGGCAAGAGGCUGUGUGUGCUACGUUUGCCAGCUAUGCCCGUGACUGUGCCCAGCACGGUAUCUUCAUCCCUUGGCGGACGCCUGGCUUCUGUGAGCGCCUUUGCCCAGGAGGACAGCUCUACUCAGACUGCGUGUCAUCCUGCCCGCCCAGCUGUGGUGCAGUGGGUGAAGGCGAGGAGGGCCAGUGUCGACGAGAGUGCGUGAGUGGCUGUGAAUGCCCACCAGGACUUUACAGGGACAACGACCUCUGUGUCCCUGCCACUCAGUGCCCUUGCUACCACCACCGCCAACGCUAUUCCCCGGGCAGCACGGUGCACCAGCUGUGCAAUCCAUGUGUGUGCCUGGAAGGCCGUUGGCACUGUUCCCAGAAGCCAUGCCCAGCUGAAUGUGCAGUGGGUGGGGAUGGGCACUACGUCACCUUCGAUGGGCGAAGUUUCUUCUUCCAGGGUGUUGGGGGCUGUCGGUACAACCUGGUGCAGGAUUAUUUGAAGGGGCAACUGCUGAUAGAAUUGGAGCAUGGGGCCUGUGAGACUGGCAGCUGCCUCCGUGCCAUCUCUGUCACCCGGGGUGAAGCCUAUGUCCAGCUCCGGGACUCCGGGGCAGUGCUGGUUGGCAGGGAAGAGGUGGCAUUGCCUUGGGCUGAGCCUGGGGGCCUCCGUGUCCACCGUGCCUCCUCCACCUUCCUCCUGCUUCAUGGACCCGGGGUCUGGCUCCUCUGGGGUGUGCUUGAACCCGCUGCAUACAUUACCUUGGAACCCCUCUAUGCCCACCGGGUAAGGGGGAUGUGUGGAACCUUCACUUGGAACCAGCAAGAUGACUUCCUGACACCUGCCGGCGAUGUGGAAUCCAGCGUAGCUGCCUUUGCCAGCAAGUUCCAGCGGAGUGGGGACAGUGCCUGCCGUUUGGGGGAUACUCUUAUCCCCCUGAAUCCCUGCAGCACCCAUGCCCAGCGCCGUCCCUAUGCAGAAGCCGCUUGUGCCAUUCUCCAAGGCCCAGCCUUCCAGCAAUGCCACGGGCUAGUGGAACAAGAGCCUUACCAGCUACGGUGCCUAUCAGCAGUGUGCAGCUGUGCCCUGGGUCAUGAUUGCCUGUGUCCUGUGCUAGCUGCCUAUGCCCGCCACUGUGCCCAGGAGGGGGUGCUCAGCCCUUGGAGGAACCAGACUCUGUGCCCUGUCGUGUGUCCAGCUGGCCAAGAAUACCAGGAAUGUGCCCCCGUGUGUGAUCGGAGAUGUGGAGAACUGGAGGCCUGUGGGGAAUUCGUGGGCUGCGUGGCUGGCUGUAACUGUCCCUCUGGCCUGCUGUGGGAUCAUGAGAGCCAGUGUGUGCCCCCUAGUCUGUGUCCCUGCCAGCUGGGAACCCGGCACCAUCCUCCAGGCAGCAUUACUUUGCAGGGAUGCAAUCGCUGUGUGUGCCAGGACAGAGGCAUCUGGAACUGCACGGCUCACCAUUGUGCUCCAGAAAUAGCGUUCUGCCCUGGAGGACAAAUAUAUUCCCCAGGCUCCUGCCUCCUCACCUGUGACAGUCCCAGGGUCAACGUCUCCUGUCCCAGGGAUACUUCGGACGGCUGUGUUUGCCCUCCAGGCACUGUCCUGCUGGAUGAACACUGUGUGCCCCCUGAACUGUGCCCCUGCAGACACAGUGGGCAGCUCUACCCACCCAACUCAACGAUCCAGGAGGACUGCAAUACUUGUGUGUGCCAGGGCCGACAGUGGCGGUGCACAGGUCACCCAUGCAGUGGACGGUGCCACGCUUCGGGUGCCCCUCACUAUGUGACGUUUGAUGGCUUGGCAUUCACCUUCCCUGGGACCUGCGAGUACCUGCUGGUUCGAGGGGUGGAUGGGAGUUUCUCGGUCUCUGCUCAGAACCUGCCCUGUGGGACCAGCGGCCUCACCUGCACCAAGGCCCUAACCAUUCGGCUGGGGAAGACCAUCGUGCAGAUGCUCAGAGGUCGGGCAGUGACAGUGAAUGGAGUGAGUGUGCGGCCUCCCAAGAUUUACACAGGACCUGGGCUGAGCCUGAGACAAGUGGGCCUCUCCUUGCUGCUCACCGCUCGCCUUGGUUUUUCCUUGCUCUGGGAUGGAGGCACUCGGGUUAUGGUCCAGCUGGAUCCCCAGUUCCGGGGGCGUGUGGCCGGGCUGUGUGGGGACUUUGAUGGUGACGCGGCCAAUGAUCUUCGGAGCCGCCAGGGGGUCCUGGAGCCCACAGCUGAACUGGCUGCCCACUCCUGGCGACUUAGCCUCCUGUGCCCCGAGCCAAGCCUUGGAGACAUGCCUCACCCCUGCACGGUGAACGCCCACCGGGUGGGCUGGGCCCGGGCCCGCUGCGGCGUGCUGCUCCAGCCGCUCUUUGCCCCCUGCCAUGUGGAGGUGCCCCCCCAGCAGCAUUACGAGUGGUGCGUGUAUGAUGCCUGCGGCUGCGACUCAGGAGGUGACUGUGAGUGUCUUUGUUCGGCGAUUGCUGCCUACGCGGAGGAGUGUGCCCGCCGUGGGCAUCACAUGCAUUGGCGAAGCCAGGACCUCUGCCCUGUCCAGUGUGAAGGGGGUCAGGCCUAUGAAGCCUGUGGUCCUGUCUGCCCCCCCACCUGCCAACACCCUGGCGCUGAGUCUGCGUGGCAUUGCCAGGCUGUGCCCUGUGUGGAGGGAUGCUUCUGUCCUGAGGGCACUCUGCUGCACGGUGGUGUCUGUUUGGAGCCAGCUGCCUGUCCCUGUGAGUGGAGAGGUAACUUCUUCCCACUGGGAACCUUGCUGCAGAGGGACUGUGGGAACUGCACAUGCCGAGCAGGAGAGUGGAGCUGUGGGGAAGCAGGUUCCCCGUGUGAGGAGAUGCUUCUCCAGUGUGCCGAGGGAGACGUCCCGUGCCAAGAGAGUGGGUACUGUGUGCCCCGGGAGUGGCUGUGCGACAACCAGGAGGACUGUGGAGAUGGCUCUGAUGAGGAGGGCUGUGCCCCUCUGGGCUGUGGAGAGGGGCAGUUCUCCUGCGGUGAUGGCCGAUGUCUGCCCUCCUCACUGCUCUGCGAUGGGCGGGAUGACUGUGGAGACGGGGCAGAUGAGCAUGGCUGCCCAUGCCCUGAGGGAUUCCUGCCCUGUGCUGAUGGGCAAUGCCUGCCCCUGGCCCAGCUUUGUGAUGGGCAUCCUGACUGUUCAGAUGGUGCUGAUGAAGAGUCCUGCCUGGGAUGGGAAAACUGUGGCCCUGGAGAGGUGCCCUGCUUGGAUGGAACCUGCGUUGGAGCUUCUCAGUUGUGUGAUGGGGCCUGGGACUGUGCAGAUGGGGCAGAUGAGGGACCCAGAUACUGCCCCUCUCCCCCUCUCCCUAUUCCCCCUGCCAGCACUCCAACUGGCCCCUCCAUGGCCACCCUGGAGACUGGACCAACUUCUCCAGUCAGAAGCAGCAGCCCUGAGCCUCCUUGCGGUCAAUACGAGUUCAGCUGUGGCAGUGGGGAGUGUGUGCCUCGGGGUUGGCACUGUGACCACGAGGAGGACUGCCAGGAUGGCACCGAUGAGCUGGACUGCGGGCAGCCCUGCCCCCCGCAUCACAUGCUCUGUGCCCUCAGUCUCCACUGUAUACCCUACCAGCAGCUCUGUGAUGGGACUGCCCAGUGCCCAGAUGGCUCUGAUGAAAGCGUGGACGCCUGUGAGAGGCUGCCAUUCCCCACCACUCCUAACAAGACGGGGGUUCCUUGCCCUGAAUAUUCCUGCCCAGAUGGCCACUGCAUCAGCUUUCAGCAGGUGUGCAAUGGACAGCCUGACUGCAAGCUGAGGCCGUCCCCUGAGGAGCAGGGCUGUGCCACAUGGGGACCCUGGGCUCCCUGGGGGCUCUGCAGCCAGACCUGCGGGGCUGGGGUGCAGGGUCGGAGUCGCCGCUGCUCUCCCUCUAGUCCCCCCGUGCUUCAGCGUUGUGUAGGCCCGGAACACCAAGACCGUGCUUGCUUCACUACUGCCUGCCCUGAGGAUGGUGUCUGGGGUGACUGGUCCCCUUGGUCUGAAUGCUCGGAGCCAUGCAGGGGGGUUGUGGCUAGACACCGGGUCUGCCACCCACCCCAAAAUGGCGGCCGGACCUGUGCCACAUUGCCUGGAGGUCCCCACAGCACCCUGCAGACUAAGACCUGCUCACAGGAUGGCUGCCCCAAUGUCACCUCAUGCCCAGGAGAGCUGGUGCUCCAGCCCUGUGCCCCUUGCCCUCUCACCUGUGCUGACAUCUCUAGCCAGGCCAAGUGCCCACCUGAGCAGCCCUGCAGCCCAGGUUGUUGGUGCCCCGAAGGACAGGUGCUGGGCAUGGAGGGACGGUGUGUGUGGCCCCGGCAGUGCCCUUGCUUGGUGGAAGGUGCUCGCUAUUGGCCAGGGCAGCGGGUCAAGAUCAAUUGCCGGCUCUGUACGUGUCAGGGUGGCCGGCUACGUCGAUGCCAGCUUAAUCCUGAUUGUGCAGUGAACUGUGGCUGGUCAUCCUGGUCCCCAUGGGCUGAGUGUCUGGGCCCCUGUGGGAGCCAGAGCAUCCAGUGGUCCUUCCGGAGCCCCAACAACCCCAGCCACCUAGGACGUGGUCAGCAGUGCCGAGGCAUCUACCGAAAGGCCAGAAGGUGUCAAACAGAGCCCUGUGAGGAAUGUGAGCACCAGGGGGACACACACAGAGUGGGGGAGCGCUGGCGUUGGGGCACAUGCCAGGUGUGCCAGUGUCUGCUCAAUCACACAGUUCAGUGUUCUCCUUACUGUUCUCUGGGAGCCUGCCCACAGGGUUGGAUGCUAGUGGAGGGAAAGGGAGAGUCAUGUUGCCACUGUAUUCCUAUUGGAGAGAAUAGGACAGCUGUCCCUACGGCCACUCCAUCACGUCCACCUAGUCUCCAACCAGAACCUACUCUUCCUACCUACCCAUUACCUGCACCUGGAGACCCCUGCUACUCCCCACUGGGCUUGUCAAGACUCCCUACCAGCAGUCUGAGGGCAUCAUCCGAACAUCCUGAACAUCCUGCCUGGGCUGGUCGCUUGGGGUCCUUGGUGUUGGGACUGGAGCCUCAGGGCUGGAGUCCCAGUGAAGACGCCUAUGCUGAGCUACACAUCCAGCCUCCUUUUCUUCAGAUAGACUUGCUAAGGCCCCGAAACCUCACUGGUAUCAUAAUCCAGGGUGCUGGCUCCUCUGAUGCCUAUGUUACCAGUUUUUCACUCCAGUUCAGCAUUGAUGGGCAUCAUUGGCAUGACUACCAUGAGACUCUGCCAGGCAUUCUGUCUCCACCCAAGCUGUUCCCAGGGAACUGGGAUGACUCUGCACCUGCAGUGAGGAUGUUUGGUCGGGUGGUACAAGCCCAGCAUGUCCGAGUAUUACCCCAUGACUUUCAGCACAGCAUCUUCAUGAGGGUGGAGCUGUUGGGCUGUGAUCCAGUUUCCAUCCCAAUGGUGCCACCAUGUCCAGGAAAUGAGUUCCUUUGUGCCAAUGGUGUGUGUAUCUCACCGGAGGCCAUAUGCAAUGGCAUUGGAGACUGUGGAGAUGGCUCUGAUGAAGAGGACUGUGCCACCUUCCUUUCAAGUACUGUCAGACCCAGAGAUCAAACCACAUCAGUUUUUCCUGCCCACCUCCUGCAACCCACUCCUUGGACAAAGGAGGUGAGAAGUCAAAAAGCUAGAGGUAAUGAUGGGGACAGUGUGAGAAAGAGAAGGGAAGAAUGUUCUCAUGUAGCCUCCUGUGCCCAUCCAUAUUCCUCUCCUCCAGGAAGCUUUCCUUGGUUAGCUCUUCCUGAUCACCUCUUUACCUGUCUCUACUCUGCUCUACAGUCACUGAUAGCUGAGGCAGCUGGUAAUACAAUGGCUAGAGCAUUGGGCCUGGAGUCAGGAAGACCUGAAUUCAGAUCCCUCCUGAUGCCAGGACCCCACCUGCUCCAAGAUGACAAGGUGGGAGGAAGGGUGAAGAUGGGGACAAGCUGGGCACCUGACCUGCCUGAGACCUUGGAUGGAGGAUGGGGAAGGGAACUAGAGAUUCAGGGAGGGUGGGAGCAAGUGGCCUCUGUUCUAAGAGUGAGUGGGAUUGACACGAUGCUCACAGGUUCAAGCACUCCCCAGUGGCCUCCCUUCCCUCCAGUACUGUGCAGCCCGGACCAAGUUCCUUGUGAGUUCCUUGGUUGUGUGGACCCCAAGCAGGUGUGUGAUGGGCAAGAGGACUGUCUCGAUGGCUCUGAUGAACAGCACUGUGCGAAACCGUCUCCUUUUGCGGUGCCCACGGCCACACAGCCCACCUUGCCAGCCCUUGUGGCUGUCUGUUCCCCAAAGCAGUUGAGCUGCCGCAGUGGUGAAUGUCUCCCUGCUGACCUUCGCUGUGACCUGCACCCUGACUGCCAGGAUGGCUCUGAUGAGGAUGGCUGUGUGGACUGCCUGUUGGCACCCUGGUCUGGCUGGAGCAGCUGCAGUAGAAGCUGUGGUUUGGGGGUGACUUUCCAGCGGAGGGCCCUGCUUCGAGCUCCCUUGCUUGGUGGUGGCUGCCCUCAAGAAGAUUUCCAGAGUCGCUCCUGUUUCUUGCAGGCCUGCCCAGUGCCCGGUGCUUGGACUUCAUGGGGUCCCUGGGGCCCCUGCAGCGCAUCCUGUGGGGGAGGCCAACAGGGACGUUGGCGUAGCUGCACGGAUCCCCCACCCAAGAAUGGGGGUGCUCCUUGCCCUGGGACAGCACAGGAGAGCCUACCCUGUGGCCUGCAGCCCUGCAGGGGUGGUACAGAUUGUGGCCCAGAUCUUGUGUAUGUGAGUGCUGAGCAGUGCCAGCAGCACCUGGUGCCCCGGUGCCCCCCCUCCUGCCAGGACCCUGAAGCCAAGAGGAACUGUAGCACACACUGCAUGGAGGGUUGCCGAUGCCCCCCUGGACUCCUUCUCUAUGAUGGUCAGUGUCUGACGCUCUCCCAGUGCCCCUGCCCAGUGGGCACAGAGGUUAAACUGCCCAAGGAAUCCUUCCUGCUGGACAACUGCAGCCAGUGUGUCUGUGAAGACGGAGAUCUUCACUGUGAGGCUGGGGACUGUCCUGUGCCCUGUGGCUGGUCAGCAUGGUCCUCUUGGGGCCCCUGUGACCACUCCUGCGGCCCUGGAACCCGGGCCAGAUUCAGGUCUCCUUCCAACCCAGCAGCAUCUUCUGGAGGUGCCCCUUGUGAGGGAAAUGGGCAGGAGGUUCAGACCUGUCACACGGACUGUGGUACUGAGCUUCUAGCCUGGACUCCCUGGACAACUUGGUCCUCUUGUUCCCAAAGCUGCUCUGCCCCAGGAGGACCUCCUGUCUGGCGACACCGCUCUCGUCUCUGCCCCACAUCCGAGGGGGUGGUCUGCCCUGGGGAGCCCUCUGAAGAAGAGCUCUGCAGCCUCCCUCCAUGUCCAGUGUCUAGUGUCUGGACCCCUUGGGCCCCAUGGUCCUCUUGCUCAGCUGACUGUGAUGGAGGCAUUCAAACCCGUGGCCGUAGGUGCUCUGGUGCACUUUCUGGGAGUCCUGAGUGCCAGGGGCCCCACAGCCAGACCCGAGACUGUCACACCCAGCCCUGUUCAGCCCAUUGUCCUGAAGGCAUGGUGUUCUACUCCAAGGAGCAAUGUCAGCAGGAGGGAGGGCCAUGCCCACGCCUGUGCUUGGCACAAGACCCAGGUGUGGAAUGCAAGGGAACCUGUGGUCCUGGCUGCACCUGCCCCCCUGGCCUCUUUCUGCACAACGCCAGCUGCAUGCCCCUUAGUCAGUGCCCCUGCCAGCUUCAAGGGCAGCUCUAUCCGCCUGGGGCUGUGGCCAGCCUUGACUCCUGUAACAAUUGCACAUGCAUUUCCGGAGAGAUGGAGUGCAGCUCAGAGUCUUGCCCAGUGGCCUGUGGAUGGAGCCCCUGGACCCCAUGGAGCUCUUGUAGCCGAAGUUGUAAUGUGGGUCUACGCCGGCGUUUCCGGGCAGGCACGGCACCCCCAGCUGCCUUUGGAGGGGCUGAGUGUGAGGGUCCCAGUGUAGAGGCUGAAUUCUGCAGCCUGCAGCCAUGUCGGGGUCCUGGGGUGGCAUGGGGGCCAUGGUCUCCUUGCUCAGUACCCUGCGGUGGAGGCUAUAGGAAUCGUACCCGUGGCAAGGCCCCACAGAGCCCCAUUGACUUCUCUACCUGUGGCCUGCAGCCUUGUUCUGGGCCAGCACCUGGAGUCUGUCCAGAGGGAAAGCAAUGGCACAACUGUAGUGAGGGCCCGGCCUCCUGUGCAGAGCUCAAUGGCCAGGAAGGUGCCAAUGGGAGCUGCCACCCUGGCUGCUAUUGUCCCCCAGGGACCCUCUUGCUGAACAACGUGUGUGUGCCUCCCCAGGACUGCCCUUGUGCCUAUGGUGGGCGUCUUUAUCCCGCUGGCAGCCUUGUCCUCCGGCCGUGCGAGAAUUGCUCCUGUGUCUCUGGGCUCAUCACCAACUGUACCUCCCGGCCGUGUGAAGAGGCUCAAGCCACCUGGUCACUGUGGACCCCGUGGAGCGAGUGCUCGGCUUCUUGUGGGCCUGCCCGGCGCCACCGGCAUCGCUUCUGCCCCGGGUCUCCCCACCUGGGACCUUCCAGCAUCACGCCGCUUCUCUCAACAACUUCCCCCUCCUCUCUUUGCCGUGGGCCGGAGGCCGAAGAGGAGCCCUGUAGCCUGCCCCUCUGUGACCGUUCAGGAGGCUGGAGCCCCUGGGGCCCGUGGUCAGCCUGCAGUCGGACCUGUGGGGGAGGCCUUCGGAGCCGGAGCCGGCUCUGUGACCAACCCGUGCCUCAGGGCCUGGGUGACUACUGUGAGGGGCCUCAUGCUCAGGGGGAAACCUGCCAGGCACUGCCAUGCCCAGUGUCCAACUGCAGCACUAUCCCUGGGGCUGACUUCCAUGCCUGUGGCCCUCCCUGCCCCAGGUCCUGUGAUGACCUUGCGCACUGUGUGUGGCACUGCCAGCCGGGCUGUUACUGCCCUCGGGGCCAGGUGCUGAGCACAGAUGGAACUGCAUGUGUGGAUCCAAGCUAUUGUGAUUGCCUCGACUUGCUGACAGGAAAGAGGCAUCAACUGGGCUCCGUAUUGACCCGACCGGAUGGCUGCAAUCACUGCACCUGCAUGGAAGGGAAGCUGAAUUGUACUAACCUGCCUUGCCCAGUGCCUGGAGGCUGGUGCACUUGGUCUGAAUGGACGCCAUGCACCCUGCCAUGUCAGGGAGAGAAUCGUGCCAGAUCCCGGACCUGCGCCUGCUCCUCUCCUCGGGCUGGAGGGGCUCCAUGCCCAGGGGAGGUUGGUGAAGCAGGCACACAACUUCAGCGGGAGCCCUGUCCCAGCCUCACCACUUGUCCAGUGGAUGGUGGCUGGAGCCCGUGGGGACCAUGGUCUUCUUGUGAUGCUUGCACUGGGGAAUCAUCUCGGAGAAGGGAAUGUACCCAUCCCCCUGCAGAGAUUGGGGGCCGGCCUUGUCCUGGGGAGUACCGGGAGAGCCAGCCUUGCCAAGACAACUCUACACACUGCCCAGACUGUGGGGGUGGUCAGCACCUUCUCCCUUGUGGGAAGCCCUGCCCCCGAUCCUGCCAGGACCUGUCCCCAGGGAAUGUGUGCCAUUCUGGCCUGUCUGAUUGCCACCCUUCUUGUGGAUGUCCACUUGGCCAACUCUCCCAAGAUGGGCUCUGUGUGCCUCAUGCCCUCUGCCGCUGCCAGUACCAGCCCAAAGCCAUGGGGAUUGCUGAGAACAGAAGCCGUUUGGCAGAGUCCGGGGUCAGCUCUUGGGAGAGUCUGGAGCCGGGAGAGACUCUGAUGGGUCCUUGUGAUAACUGUACCUGCGUGGAGGGCAUACUGCAGUGCCAGGAGGUGCCCAGCUGUCCAGGCCCUGGGGGAUGGGCCCCAUGGGGCCCCUGGGAAGCUUGCAGUGUGUCCUGUGGAGGGGGAGAGCAGCUACGCUCCCGGGCCUGUGCCCGCCCCCCAUGCCUGGGCCCUGCCCGCCAGAGCCGGACCUGCCAUACCCAGGUCUGCAGAGAAGCAGGCUGCCCGGCUGGAAGGCUCUUCCGGGAGUGUGAAACGGACGAAGGCUGCCCCUUCUCCUGUGCCCACGUCAGCCGGCUGGUGGACUGCUUUUCGGACGGCUGCGAGGAAGGUUGCCGCUGUCCGCCGGGAACCUUUCAGCACGGCUCCACCUGCUUACGGGAAUGUCCAUGUGUCCUGACUGUAUCCCUGCUGCAGGAGUUGGAAGCUCAUAGCCCACAUUCCAGGGCACUUCAGCCCUCCUUGGGUGAGACGGGACAGCUCCUGGGUCCUGGAGCUGAGCUGGAUUCUGGCCAGACCCUCAGAAUGGGUUGCAGCAACUGUUCCUGUGUCCAUGGGCAGUUCACCUGCUCCCUCAUGCACUGCCCUGUGCCUGGGGGCUUUACUCCCUGGAGUCAGUGGGGGCCCUGCUCCCGCUCCUGUGGGGGAAUGGGCACCCGCACCCGCACUCGGAAGUGUGCCCACCCCAAACCUGCCCAUGGUGGCCAGGACUGCCAAGGACCCCUCCAGGACCUGGAAUACUGUCUCAGCCCUGACUGUCCUGAAGCUGAAGGGUCCACAGUGGUGCCAGCGACAGUCUUUCCAGGUGGCUGGGGCACGUGGUCCCCUUGGUCCCCCUGCUCCCAAAGCUGCACAGAUCCAGCCCAUCCAGCCCUUCGUGGCCGGAGCCGCCACUGCCUGGCCAAUUGCACCGGUGGGGAAUCCACCCAGGAGCGACCUUGCAACUUGCCCCUUUGUACAGCCAUGCCCUUGUGCCCUGGCUCAGGCUGCACUGGUGGCAACUGCUCCUGGACAGAAUGGGCUCCUUGGGCCCCCUGCUCCCGGAGCUGUGGUGUGGGCCAGCAGCGUCGCCUGCGGGCAUACUACCCUCCUGGGCCUGGUGGGCACUGGUGCCCUGGCAUUCUUACUGCCUACCAGGAGCACCGAUUCUGUAACCUGCGGGCAUGCCCAGUGGCUGGAGGCUGGUCCCACUGGAGCCCCUGGUCCUGGUGUGACCGGAGCUGUGGAGGAGGUCGCUCACUAAGGAGCCGGAGCUGUACUCGUCCCCCACCCAAGAAUGGGGGUGCCCCCUGUUCUGGGGAGCAGCAUCGGGUCCGGCUCUGUAACCCUGAACCUUGCGAGAAAGGCUGCCCACCAGGCAUGAAGGUCACAGACUGUGCCAACCGUUGUCCACACCACUGUUCAGACCUCCAGGAAGGCAUUGUUUGCCAGGAUGGCUCGGUUUGCAAACAAGGCUGUCGCUGCUUGGAGGGGUUCCUGGAGCAAGAUGGAGCAUGUGUGCCCGUUGGGCACUGUGAGUGCACAGAUGCUCAUGGGUACAGCUGGGCACCAGGGAGCCAGCAUCAGGAUGACUGCAAUAACUGCACAUGCCAGGCAGGGCAACUGUCCUGCACCACCCAGUUAUGCCCACCGCCUGCUUAUUGUGCCUGGAGCCGCUGGUCAGCUUGGUCACCUUGUAGUCAUUCCUGCGGGCAAGGAGGACAGCAGAGCCGUUUCAGGUCAUCCACAUCUGGUUCAUGGGCCCCUGAGUGCCGGGAGGAGCAGUCGCAGAGUAAGCCCUGCCCACAGCCUCUGUGCCCACCUCUGUGUCCACAUGGCAGCCACCUCCAGGCUCUCGGGGACAGUUGGCUACAAGGAGAGUGCCAGCAGUGCUCCUGCACCCCAGAGGGCAUCAUUUGCCAGGACAUCGAAUGUGCAGUGCCUGGGGCUUGGACACCGUGGUCCCCUUGGUCAGAUUGUCCAGUUUCCUGUGGGGGCGCAGACCAGGUUCGAACGAGAGCCUGCCUCGACCCACCCCCCCAGCAUGGGGGGCUGCCUUGCCCAGGCCCAGAUACCCAAGCUCAGCCUUGUGGGCAGCAGCAUUGCCCAGAGCUGCCUGCGCCCUGCUCCUGGCAGCCGUGGGGACCUUGCUCCCGAAGCUGUGGCCCUGGCCUUACCUCCCGGUCCAGCUACUGUCCCUGCCUUCCCAAUGGACGUGCCCCCUCCUGCAAUGGCACCACACCCCACCUGGACACCCGUGCCUGUUAUUCGGGACCCUGCCAGGAGGAGUGUAUGUGGACCAGCUGGAGCAGCUGGACGGUCUGUUCCUGCCAGGUGCUAGUCCAGCAGCGAUACCGACACCAGGCUCCAGGCUCCAGGGGUGCUGGCCAGGGGACCCCCUGCACCCGCCUGGAUGGCCACUUCCGGCCCUGCCACCCCAGAAAUUGUUCUGAGGAGAGCUGUGAGCCACCUUUUGAGUUCCAGACAUGUGGCUCCCCUUGUGCUGGGCUCUGUGCCACCCAUCAGCAUCCUGGUCUUUGCCAAGACUUGGCUCCCUGCCAGCCUGGCUGCUACUGUCCCAAGGGACUGCUUGAGCAGGCAGGGGGCUGUGUCCCUCCCGAGCAGUGUCACUGUCUCUUGGGCCCCAGCAGUGGCGUUGGGGAGCCCCAGGCUUUGGCUCCUGGAGAACACCUGCGCCUGGGCUGCAAGGAGUGUGUCUGCCAGGAUGGGCAAUUGCAGUGUUCCAGUCGUAACUGCCAAGGUCUUCUACCCCUGAGUGGGUGGUCAGAGUGGUCUCCCUGUGGGCCUUGUGUGCCGCUUCCUGUUCUGGCUCCCACCUGGCAGAGUGCCCUGAGGGAGCACAGACCUCCGGAGGGACCCUCUCCUGUGCCUGCUGAUUCCCCUCUGCUGGCCUCCGAGCAGCAUCGCUACCGGAUUUGCCUGGAUCCUGAGACGGGAAAGCCUUGGGCUGGGGAUUCACAGUUCUGCACUGCCCCUCUGAGCCAGCAACGCCUCUGCCCUGACCCUGAAGUCUGCAGAGACUCUUGCCAGUGGGAAACCUGGGGCUCUUGGAGCCCAUGUCAAAUAUCCUGUAGUGGGGGGUUUCGGCUACGUUGGCGGAAGGCCAGGGGUCUUGCCGGAGAAAGAUGCCAAGGACCCUGGGCUCAGACAGAAAGCUGCAACACUGCUCCCUGCCCAGGGGAGAGCUGUGAGGCCCGAGGUACAGUGCCAACAGCUGAUUGUGCCAACCAGUGUCCCCGAAGCUGUGUUGACCUUUGGAACAGAGUGCAGUGUCUGCAAGGUCCCUGCAGCCCAGGCUGUCGUUGUCCCCCCGGCCAACUGCUUCAGGAUGGCCAUUGUGUACCUAUAGCUUCUUGCCGUUGUGGCCUCCCCAGCCCCAAUGCCACUUGGGAGCUGGGCCCAGAUGGGGAGCUACAGUUGGACUGCCAUAACUGUACCUGUGUCAAUGGGUCUUUGGCAUGCACACCUUAUGGGUGCCUGGCCUUUGGGCCCUGGUCAGCCUGGAGCGACUGCUCAGCCUCUUGUGGCAGAGGUACCAGAGAGAGGCACCAGAGCUGUCUCCAAGAUAGUCUCCAGGGGUUCUCAUGCCAAGUCCAGGACAUGAAGCAGAUAGAAGAAUGCAAUUCUGAGUCCUGCUCAACUUUAUGCCUGCUGGGUGAGUGGUCAGAGUGGAGUGCUUGCAGCGCCAGCUGUGGUGGAGGUAUGUCAGAAAGGAAGAGGGACCCACCUCUGGGGACACUAUGUCCCCUGCUCUCACCCUCGCGGCUCCGCAGGACAUGCAACUCUCAGCCCUGCAGCCGAGAGUGCCCUCCUGGUCAAAGAGCCACCCCUUGUGCCACAUCAUGCCCAAGGAGAUGCUCAGACCUACAGCCUGGCACCCUCUGUGUGCAGUUACCUUGCCAACCUGGCUGCGGUUGUCCUGAUGGGCAAUUGCUGCAGAGAGACAGAUGUGUCCCCCCAGCUGAGUGCCCCUGCACCCAGCUUUCGCUGCCCUGGGCCCUCUUCUUGACCCCAGAGGAGCAGGCACAAGAGCUGCCUUCUGGGACUCUACUUGUCCAGAACUGUACCCGCUGCAUCUGCCUUGAAGGAUCCUUUAACUGUUCCAGCAGUGACUGUCAGGAGUGCCCACCUGGAGAGAGAUGGCACCAGAUGGUACCAGGGGAACCAAUUCCAUGUGAGAAGACAUGCCAGGAGGUGUAUACUGAGGAUCCACUUCAGAGCAACUGUAGCAAGGGGCAGACUGAAGGCUGUGUAUGCCAGAAGGGCCAUUACCGCAGCCAGGCAGGCACCUGUGUUACUGCUGCCCACUGCGAGUGCUGGCACCAUGGACGUUUCUACUUGCCAGGGACUGAGUGGCAGGAAGACUGUGAAUGGUGCAGAUGCAUUGAUGGGAGGAGCUUUUGCACCCAGAAUUGUCUUCCCAUCAUCUGUGCUCAGGGUGAAACAAAAGUACGGAUGCCAGAGAGUUGCUGCCCUGUAUGUCAGCUGGAGUCACUAGAGGAGCCACCAAUGUCCUGCAAACUUCUCAAGGAGCUUCGAAACAUCACCAAGGGCUCCUGCCACCUAUACCAGGUGGAAGUGAGCUACUGUAGUGGGUACUGUCCUUCCAGCACUAACGUCAUUCCUGAGGAGCCAUACCUGCAGAGUGUGUGUGACUGCUGUAGCUACCUCCUGGAUCCUGUGAAUCCAGUCCAAAUCCUGAAUUUGCAUUGCCCUGGGGGAGACACAGAGCCUGUUGUACUUCCUGUCAUACACAGCUGCCAAUGCAGUGCCUGCCAGGGAGGGGAUUUAUCAAAGCGAUGAAGGGACUGGACUGGUCGGAAACAUACAGACUUCAACAAUAUGACUUGCAACAAUCCUCAUUUCAAGACAUACAUAAAACAAAGCUUAGCCGAAGGAAUAUACCUUGCUUGACUAUGUUUCUCGAAUUUGGGCUUGGAAAAAUAUUGCCUACCCCCCUUUGCUCAUGAAGCCAACAGGCCUGCAUGUAUGUUUUUAUUUUAUAUGAGCCAUGAAGGGCUUGGGGGCUAUAAACAGGGGUAGCUCAUCUUCUAAUAAAGCAAGUUUGCAGC